Messenger RNA from Eurytemora carolleeae, 3014 nucleotides. RefSeq names its product peroxidase. The coding region runs from base 71 to 2485 and encodes 804 amino acids. The record is from RefSeq and is a predicted model, not a curated record. Gene Ontology annotation, molecular function: peroxidase activity; heme binding. The transcript has 4 exons. Gene Ontology annotation, biological process: response to oxidative stress. Lineage: Eukaryota; Metazoa; Arthropoda; Copepoda; Calanoida; Temoridae.
UAAAUCUAGACUAGAGCUAGAUCUGUGCAGUUUACUUGCAGUUGGGAAGAUAGUCUCAUCCAGUGAAAGAAUGAGAAAUAUCUUUAUCCUUCUAUGCUACGGAUCUGUAGUUUGGGCGCAGAUAAGUUUUCAAGGUUCGGGAUCAUCUUCAGGCUUCUCUGGGUCCUCUGUUAUAUACACAGGAUCAACAGGGAGGGUUUCUCCAGGUACGUCAGGGGGUUUUCAAAGCAACAGUAGGUUUGGAGGAUCAGAUAGCUCUAGAUAUACGUCCAGCAGCUCCUGUUGUAAACCUGCCUCACAGUGUGCCUCUAGCUUGCUCUCAUCUUCAGAUAGAUUGAAAAGUUCAUGUAAACUCUCUGAUGGAAGUUUUGGUUUAUGCUGUAGUUCUGGAGGAUCAAGCAGUGGAUCUAAAUACCCCUUCACACCCGCAGACCAAUCUAAUUUUAGCAUUAGAAGUGCUAGUUUAUCCAGUUCCCAGGUGUCUACAGCUGUCAGAAGAGGGCUGAGUUUUGUUGACAAUGCAACCCUGUUCUCAAACAAUUUUGCGUCUCCGGCUCGCAGUACUGGUGCGUUCUAUCAUGCCAGGUUUCAAAGACAAGCACGAUCGGAAACCGGUUUACAGGGGAAAUCAGGGUUAAUCCUGGAGCAGGUUGCACGAGAGCUCUCAUUUAACACAAUAACUGUAAGACAAGCGGGAGGAAGUGCAGAUGCGGUUAAUUUUGGUCCAAAUGUACAGGCUCGGCAAAAUCUUGGAUCCGGAACGUGUCCCAGGUUUUCCUCCUGUUCAAGCUCCAGGUACAGAUCAGAAGACGGCAGUUGUAACAACGAAAGAGAUGGAAACUUGGGAAAGGCGGAUACAGUGCUCAGUAGAAUCCUUCCGCCUCAAUAUUUCAAUGGUGUAGAUUCUCCUAGGCGGAGUAUUUCCGGCGGAGAUCUUCCGUCCCCACGGCUAGUUUCUACAAGCUUAGCUAAAGAUGUUGAUACCAGUGACUCUAGAUAUUCUGUUAUUCUAAUGAACUUUGGACAGUUCAUUGAUCAUGAUUUAACCCAUGUUCCUGUAAUGAAGGCAGGGGAUGGAAGAGAUCUAGAUUGUUGCUCUAAUAUUGCAGGAUCUGAGUUCUCUAGUUUCUGCUCUCCUAUCUCCAUCCCAUUCAACGAUCCAUUCUUCCGAGGGCGAAAAAGUUGUAUGAACUUUGUGAGAUCUUCUCCAGGCCCAGCCUUGGACUGUAGUUUGAGGUACAGGGAGCAGAUGAACCAAUUAACUCAUUGGUUGGAUCUAAGUCAAGUUUAUGGAUCUUCGCUCAUGGAGCAGAGAGAGGUGAGAGCAUUUACCGGAGGGAGAUUAUUGAUAAAUGCUGGUCCUGAUGGUCCUCUGCUACCUGUGGAUACACAGGAAACAUCAUGUAAAGCUGGAGCAUGUAUGAAAGCUGGAGAUGGACGGGUGAAUGAGCAACCCAACCUUGGGGUUAUGCACAUUUUGUUUCUCAGGGAGCAUAAUAGAAUAGCAGGCGAGUUAUCAGCAUUGAACCCGGGUUGGAGUGACGAGCAAGUGUUUCAGGAGACAAGAAAGAUACUGAUAGGAGAAUAUCAGCAUAUUGUUUAUAAUGAAUGGCUCCCUAUUAUUCUUGGAAAACAGUUUAUGGGAUUGUUUGGAUUAUUUCCUCAAUCUCAGGGAUAUAGCGGCGAUUAUGAUCCGUCAAUAGAUCCUAGAAUAACAAAUGAGUUUGCAGCAGCAGCUCUCAGGUUCGGACACAGUCUUAUUCCUAGCUUUAUCAGGACUAACAACAGAAUAGGGAGAGAAGUAAACCCAGCCUUCUCUCUCAGGGAUUCCUUCUUUAAACCGGAACUUCUCAGGUUGCCCGGAAUGAUCGACGGUCUAGUGUCUGGGUUAACCAAAGAAAGCAUUCAACAGUUCGACUCUUCCUUCACAUCUGACGUUACAAACAAUCUGUUUGAUGGAGACGCAAACGGAAUGGAUUUAGUUGCUCUGAAUAUCCAGAGAGGCAGGGAUCAUGGUCUUCCAGGAUACACAAGAUAUCGGGAGCUCUGUGGGUUGGGUUCGACAAACUCCUUCUCCGAUCUAAGCAGACAGAUGCCGUUCAGUAGAACUGAAGAACUAAGGAAUGUUUAUGAUUCUCCCCAAGAUAUAGAUUUAUUUAUAGGUAUGAUGAGUGAAACCCCUGCUAGAGAUGCUCUGGUAGGACCAACAACUCUUUGUAUCCUGGGAGAUCAGUUUGCCAGGUUAAAGAAGGGAGACAGGUUCUUCUACGAGAACGGAGCUCAACCUGGUUCCUUCUCUUCCCAGCAGCUGGAGGAGAUCCGAAAGUCUAGUUUGACCCGUCUGUUGUGUGAUAACAGUGGUGUAGGUGAAAUCCAACCAUUGGGUUUCCAGACUCCAUCAAACUCCAACCCUCUCAUCUCAUGCAACAAUAACCAAGCUGUACCCCGCCUCAAUCUUUCCCCCUGGAGCAGAUCUAAUGUCUAGUAGGAGGGGUUUACUCGGAGUAGGACUAGUAUACUCGGAGUAGGACUUGUAUACUCGGAGUAGGACUAGUAUACUCGGAGUAGGACUUGAAUACUCGGAGUAGGACUAGUAUACUCGGAGUAGGACUAGUAUACUCGGAGUAGGACUAGUAUACUCGGAAUAGGACUAGUAUACUCCGAGAUGGACUAGUAUACUCGGAAUAGGACUAGUAUACUCGGAGUAGGACUAGUACACUCCGAGUAGGACUAGUAUACUCGGAGUAGGACUAGUAUACUCGGACUAGAACUAGUAUACUCGGAGUAGGACUAGUGUACUCGGAGUAGGACUAGUAUACUCGGAGUAGGACUAGUAUACUCGGAGUAGGACUAGUAUACUCGGAGUAGGACUACUUUGCUCGGAGUAGGACUUCUAUAACCGAAUAAGUAUUACCAAAUAAUCCAAAAAAACUAAAUUACUCAAAAUAUUUGUAUUUAUUCCUCUAAAUAAACAUUUUUAAUAAUUAUAAAAAGAAAAGUUUAGAAUUAUAUUG